GAUUCUUUCCGUAAUCCUGCGCCGGUGGAAUUUUAAAUCCUUUCCCUCGGCGGGCCCUCGAGGAGGCGGAUCAGUGUUCAGAUGAGAUUGUUUACUGGAAAUUGUGCAUUGUUUCUCAGAACGAACAUGGUGGCAUUGUAACACACGUGGGGUGAGCUCGUGUUACAGUGUUACAGAAUGAGCAUUGUUGUUACAUUGUGGCAUUGGCAGCAGUAGUGAGCGGGGCAAUGCACCGGGAUCUGUCGUAAAUAUUCAACAAAUGAUAUAGGAGGAGUCGGUGCGCGUUCUUCUCCAGAUAAAGAGAUGUGGACACGACCUGAAGCGCCGUCGACGGUCCAGACCGGACAUUUGCUCGGUGUCGCGUCGCUUUAUUAAGAAGAGUGAUCUCUUGUAACAGGAUUUGGAUUUUAUCGAUCGGAUUAUGACUGAUCAUCCGCGCAAAGCUCCGUCCACGCGUGUCAAAGAUUGUUUGGUGUUCAGUUAGUUGGCUUGAACUUUAAGAUCGCUGAAAACUCUAAUAGACAUUUUCAUCUGCUCUCGCGCAUAUGCUAAAAUAGUUUGUGGUUGUUGUUUAUUUUUGAAAGAAAGACAUUUGCAUCCACUUUAUAAAGGAUGCACCCAGAAAGCAAUGAUAAAACUGCAGAAGGAGGCAGCGGGACCCCUGUUCCGGAGGUACAAGAGACGGGACACGCCGUCCUGCCCUCUUCCUCUGCAACAAUGCAAAACCCAGAGAACAAAGAGGAAUAUGAGGAAUCGGAGCAUAAAAUUGUCCCGGAGGACAGCACGGUUCAGCUGAUACAGACCGACUGCCCUGAAAAGCGUCCGGCGACGCCGCCCGGCGCGCAACCGGGACGCGGGUUUAUUCCGCCCGAGGGAGGGUUCGGAUGGGUCGUGGUGUUCGCAGCAACCUGGUGCAACGGCUCGAUAUUCGGCAUACAGAACUCGUUUGGUAUUCUGCACGAGAUGUUGGCGAAUGACCACAAGAAUUCCACGGAUCAUACGUCCGAGACGUCCCAGUUUCAAGUGGCGUGGGUCGGAGCUCUGGCGAUGGGAAUGAUAUUUUUCUGCUCUCCUGUGGUCAGCAUGUUUACUGAUCAUUUUGGCUGUCGGAAGACGGCUGUCUGUGGAGCAUUCGUGGCUUUCCUUGGUCUGCUCGCCAGCUCAUUCGCAAACACGCUGGCUCUUCGAUACUUCACAUAUGGAAUACUGUUCGGCUGUGGAUCCUCAUUUGCGUUUCAGCCGUCUCUGGUGAUACUGGGGCAUUAUUUCCGAAAACGUCUGGGGCUGGCCAAUGGCGUCGUGACUGCAGGCAGCAGCCUCUUCUCCAUGGGUCUUCCCGUGCUGCUCGAGAAAGUGGUGAAACCACUGGGCCUCUCCAGAACCUUCCAGACCCUCAGUCUCUUUAUGCUGGUUCAAACGCUGCUGGCUCUUACCUUCCGUCCACUCAUGCCAAGCGGGGUGUGCCCGAUGUCAGGGAUGGGGAUGGAAGGAGGCGCAGCGUCCGGCUCAGAGUCGACAAGCAGGUGGCAAAAGGCCCUGAUGAAAAUUCGAAAGUACUUUAACGUGCGAGUGUUCAGAGUGCUGGCCUACCGGCUGUGGGCAUUCGGCGUCGCCACGGCUGUCCUGGGAUACUUUGUGCCAUACGUACACCUGAUUAAAUUUGUAAAGGAGCAGUUUGGAGAAACUCAGAAAGAGUGGAUUCUGCUCGUAUGUAUCGGAGCUUCGUCUGGGGUCGGCCGACUACUUUUCGGAAAGAUUGGAGACCUCAUACCCGGAGUAAAGAAAAUCUACAUGCAGGUGGCCUCAUUUAUAAUCCUGGGUGUGAUGUCCAUGCUGAUACCUAAGUGUACAGCAUUUGAAGGUCUGGUUGUGGUUCUUAUAUUCAUGGGUCUUUGUGAUGGCUGUUUCAUCACUAUUAUGGCUCCCAUCGCCUUCGAGUUGGUAGGGCCCAUGCAGGCGUCUCAAGCCAUCGGUUAUCUACUCGGUCUGAUGGCCAUACCAAUGACAGCAGGACCACCUAUAGCAGGCCUUCUCCACGACCAUUUCAAGAACUACCACGUGGCGUUUUAUUUGGCCGGUGUUCCGCCGAUGGUCGGGGGCAUUGUGAUGUUUUUUGUGCCUCUGGUGCACCAGCGCAUGCAGAGACGCCGCAAAGAGACGCAUAAUCCGAGUCUGGACAAGAUGCUGAAGACCUGCUCGAAUGGAGAAAUGCUGCCCGGCUACACAGACAUGGAGACACACAUAUGAAGCCCAUAGCCACACAAAGGUACAUCUGAAGAAUAGUUUGGAGGGCUGGAUUAGAUUUUGCAUCCCUGAUUAUUAAUGUGGUCCCUGAAGUUUUUGAAAUACAAAUAAUGCCAAAUACAGCUUUUUGGACUGCCCGAAAGCUGAUGGAUGAAAUGGGAGUCACGGCGAACUGCUGUUUUCUUCUCUGUCUUUCCGUCCCUCUGCAGGGAUUCAUCUCACCAGCACCUGUGGUCUGUGUUUAUGUGACGUAUUUCCUUUUUGCUUGGCUUGAAUUAAAGACAAAGUCUUGAGAUUCCCUCAUGCUCUUCUGUUCUGGGGAGAUCUGCUAAUCCAUCAGAGAAUUCAAAAGCGUCCACCUUCACUGCCAACCCUCCGGUUAACCCACCGAAGAACCUAAGCUUGUAGAUUUCCUCCAAACAAAGAGGGAUUUAACAGCGGCCUCAUGUAGAUCUGGAGUGAAAACCUCAAUAAAUUCAGGACAGAAAGUACUUGAACGCCUUUAAAAGGAAAUUAAAACUUCAAUCAUUAGUGGGCAUUCAAGGCAAAAAGAGAAAUAACCGAGACAAAGAGAUCUUCAAUGGGCUUUAUCUUUCUUUCUAUUCAUUCUGUGCUAGAUAUGCAAAUCCGAUUUGAAUGCAUUCAAUGUUUUCAGACGAUUCUUUCCAUAAAAACCUUCUAUAGCCUAAGGCUGCUUGAAUUUGAUAUUAUGGACACUUUUAUGAGACCAAUGCGUCUUUCUUUGUGCACUUUCUGCUUUGAUAACCUCAGCCGCGUUUUUCUUGCAACGUAUCGCAGCUGUGAAACUUUACAAGGAAUCAUUUUUAUAAGUUUUUUUAAAGCUGUAAUUAUGUUAGCUGAAUUUAGUAUAAUAAUCAGCUAUGCAGUUCACAAACUGUGCCAUGACCGCUGAACCAGACAAGAAUCAGUAUUUCUCUACACCUGGAGCAUCAGGACGUGACUGUUAUAUCCGGGUCAUAUUUCUAAUUAAAAACAAUUCAAUUUGCAUAAAGAAAACGGGCUAAGAUGUUUCGCUUAUAGUGACAUUAUAUUCAUUUCAAAUUCAAACUAUUGUAAUCGAAAAUCAUCCUCAUACAUUUUUUAUUAGCAUAUCAUUAACCAUUAAAUUCAUCUCAUGAUGUCCAUAUACAUAUAAUUUCAAUAUUUUUCUCAACAUGUUUCGCAUAUUUGUUACCAAAUUGUCACAAUGCAGAAGAAAUCCCGUUUUUUUUUCUUUUUAACUCUUUCCCCGCCAUUGACGAUUUAUCUCGUCAAUUAAGAGAAAAACAUUUCCCUGCCAAUGACGCUUUCCUGGCAAGUUAUUAUGGUAAUCUGUAAUUCCGCUAUUAUCCACUAGAUUGCCCAAUUUAUAAAAAACUGAACCAAAAACUAAUUUUACAAAUUUUUAACUCUGUGUAUUUUUUGAUAAUCAUUCUUAAUCUGAUCUCUAACACAAUUCCUUUCCAAAAAUGCAAUUAGUUCAGCGUUUUGCUCAAAAUUUUGUAUUUUUAAAAAAAUUACCCAUUUUUAAGGGGUAAUAAAAAGAGAACAAAUGGAGAUAGGAGGAAACUUUUUUCCCGUUUUGUUUGUUUAAAAGCAGAGUUUGUUCUUUCAUUUGAUAUAUUUGUAUGUUUAUAUAUUUAUAGAAGAACAUUUUACUGGAAGGCAUUUUGUGAAACUCACAAAAAAUGCUUGCGGGCAACUUUAAAAAAAAAAAAGGCUGGCGGGGAAUGAGUUAACCAGGACAUCUUAAAGGGAAAUAUGACCUGAACAUUUAACAGAGCUUCACCUAAUGAUGCAAUCACAACAUUUGCUAGGAAUUUUUUUUUUUUAUCAAAAUAAGCGUGUGGCGUUUUUAGGGCUGCAAAAUGAUUAAUCGCGAUUAAUUGCAUACAAAUUAAAAGUUUUUGUUCACAUCAUAAAUGUCUGUGUAAUAAAAAUGUAUAUAUAAAUACACACAAGUGCAAGUAUAUAUUUAAGAAAUAUUUACAUAUAUAUAAUUAUUAUACACACACAUAUAUGAUGUAAACAAAAACUUUCAUUCUCCAAACGAUUAGUUGCGAUUAAUCGUUUUGCAGCACUAUUUGUUUUCUUUAUUGUUUUGAAGAAAUGAAUGUUUGGUUGUGUUUGUUUUAUCUCAGAAAAGCUCUUUCACAUGUGUUUAUGAUGCUGUAAAACAGCUGGCAUUUUAGUGGAACGACAAUCAAAGUGUGAUAAACUGAUACUAUGAAACACUGUUAUGUUUAUAAAUAGAAAGAAUAGAUUGCUUUGAGCAAGAUAACAUUGUAGUAUUACAUAAAGUGGGUCAUGAUUAUGAGUAUUAACCAGUUACUAUGUGAAAAAAGUGAAAAUUGAAUCAUUUUUGUCAUGUUUUUGACGUAAUGUUUUUGUAUUGAACAUUAACAACACCAUGUUUCGUGUUACAGCAGCUUUUUUCUGUAUUACAUUCAGUCUUUUCCAAAACCUAUUUAGAUUCAAUCAAUGGGACAUCAUAGGACACAGGACAUUAUGUGUGUUACAUCAUCAGCUUGUCAACAUGUUACUGUCAAUCUAUUGGAAACAACUGUUACAUGUAUACAUUAGGAACACUAUUUGUGCUGUGCAUUAAUUGUCUUCAAGCUUACUUGUGAGAGGAUUUGGAACAGAACUGUAGUUUCUUUCUUUUGCACAAAUGUUGUACUUAUAUGUAUGUCAAUUCCCAGAAACCCUUUAACCACCAUACAGUGUCUGUGUUGUCAUGGAGACCGGUCCAUUAGAGUUAAUCAACCUUGGUUCGGGUACAUACUCUGCCUCAGAACUCAUUACAUGGUCUUAGGUCACCUGUUUAUAUAAAACAAAACAAAACAAAAAACAACAGAGAUGGUCACGAUUUUAACCAAACUGCCUCAGUCUACAUCGUCCUUCAGGUCUAACCAGGAAACAUAGCAUUUACACUAGUGUUUAAGUAGGGGAUCUCAUAGAAACUUGUCUAGGUCACAUUUUACAUUUAUUUUAGGACCAUUAAGACUUAGAUUUCGUGGUAAAAUGUGACCUUGUUUUGUGAGAUUCAUUCAACUAGACCAUAAAAGGCACCUCUUCAGAUUAUAGUACUGUGUAAAAUGUGACUAAAAAUGCUUGUUUUUAAUUAUAGAUAACAUGGUUGAUUAAUUGAUUGUCUUUUUUGGAAAAAGACAAAAUCAUGAAUACCUCAGAAGUCUACUUUGGUUUCAUACUUACAUCCUUCCAAACCCGGUGCAUUCAGUGUGAUUUGUCUGUGCUGAUUCAUUGAGUGUGAUUUGUCUGUGCUGAUUCGUUGAAUGUGAUUUGUAUGUGCUGAUUCGUUGAGUGUGAUUUGUCUCUGCUGAUUCGUUGAAUGUGAUUUGUUUGUGCUGAUUCAUUGUUUGUGCUGAUUCAUUUAGUGUGAUUUGUCUGUGCUGAUUCAUUGUAUGUGCUGAUUGAUUAAGUGUGAUUUGUCUGUGCUGAUUUAUUGAGUGUGAUUUGUCUGUGCUGAUUCACUGAGUGUGAUUUGUCUGUGCUGAUUGAUUGAGUGUGAUUUGUCUGUGCUGAUUCACUGAGUGUGAUUUGUCUGUGCUGAUUGAUUGAGUGUGAUUUGUCUGUGCUGAUUCACUGAGUAUGAUUUGUUUGUGCUGAUUCACUGAGUGUGAUUUGUUUGUGCUGAUUCAUUGUCUGUGCUGAUUCACUGAGUGGGAUUUGUCUGUGCUGAUUCACUGAGUGGGAUUUGUCUGUGCUGAUUGAUUGAGUGUGAUUUGUCUGUGCUGAUUGAUUGAGUGUGAUUUGUCUGUGCUGAUUGAUUGAGUGUGAUUUGUCUGUGCUGAUUGAUUGAGUGUGAUUUGUCUGUGCUGAUUCAUUGAGUGUGAUUUGUCUGUGCUGAUUCACUGAGUGUGAUUUGUCUGUGCUGAUUCAUUGAGUGUGAUUUGUCUGUGCUGAUUGAUUGAGUGUGAUUUGUCUGUGCUGAUUCAUUGAGUGUGAUUUAUCUGUGCUGAUUGAUUGAGUGUGAUUUGUCUGUGCUGAUUCAUUGAGUGUGAUUUGUCUGUGCUGAUUGAUUGAGUGUGAUUUGUCUGUGCUGAUUCAUUGAGUGUGAUUUGUCUGUGCUGAUUCAUUGAGUGUGAUUUGUCUGUGCUGAUUCACUGAGUGUGAUUUGUCUGUGCUGAUUCACUGAGUGUAAUUUGUCUAUGCUGAUUCAUUGAGUGUGAUUUGUCUGUGCUGAUUCAUUGAGUGUGAUUUGUCUGUGCUGAUGCAUUGAGUGUGAUAUGGUUGUGCUGAUUCAUUGAGUGUGAUUUUUAUUUGUGCUAAUUCAUUGAGUGUGAUUUGUCUGUGUUGAUUCAUUGAGUGUGAUUUGUCUGUGCUGAUUCAUUGAGUGUGAUUUGUCUGUGCUGAUUCAUUGAGUGUGAUAUGUUUGUGCUGAUUCAUCGAGUGGGAUUUGUCUGUGCUGAUUCAUUUAGUGCGAUUUUGUCUGUGCUGAUUCAUUGAGUGUGAUUUGUCUGUGCUGAUUCAUUGUUUGUGCUGAUUCAUUGAGUGUGAUUUGUCUGUGUUGAUUCAUUGAGUGUGAUUUGUCUGUGCUGAUUCAUUGAGUGUGAUUUGUCUGUGCUGAUUCAUUGAGUGUGAUUUGUCUGUGCUGAUUCAUUGAGUGUGAUUUGUCUGUGCUGAUUCAUUGAGUGUGAUUUUGUCCGUGCUGAUUCAUUGUUUGUGCCAAUUCAUUGAGUGUGAUUUGUCUGUGCUGAUUCAUUGAGUGUGUUUUGUCUGUGCUUAUGCAUUGAGUGUGAUAUGGUUGUGCUUAUUCAUUGAGCGUGAUUUGUUUGUGCUGAUUCACUGAAUGUGAUUUGUCUGUGCUGAUUCGUUGUCUGUACUAAUUCAUUGAAUUACUACAAAUUACACUGAUUCAUUUAGCAUUUGUCUGUGAUAAUUCAUUGAGUGUGCUGAUUCAUUGAAUGUGAUUGUUCUUUGCUGAUUCACUGAGUGUGAAUCAUGCUUUUCCUCUACCUCAGUGGUCCUCAACUCCAGUCCUCACCUCUACCCUCCCAGAAUGUUUUAGAUGUCUCCAAAAUUGUUUCAAACGUUUCAAACAUUCGGGAAAGAGCCUUAUGAGUGAAAUCAGAUGUUUCAUAUACAGAGACAUCUAAAACAUUCUGGGCGGGAAGGGGGUGAGGACUGGAGUUGAGAAUCACUGCCCUACCUGAACAGCAUGUGAUUAUCUUCUGACGAUAGCAAGCCCUAAACAUGUAAUCAUUGCUCUGUAGUUUUUUCUUAUGGUUAUUAUCAAAAAUCUUGAGCGUUUCUUUGUGCCAUUUUUGACUGUAUGAUGUAUGAUUUUCUAUAUUUGUGAAAGGCAAGGAAAUGGAGACAGACAGACAGAGAGUGAGAUUGUGUGUUUAAUUAACAGCAUUUAUUUUCCCUAUAGUUAAACUUUCAGAAACUCAGGGAGUACAGACACUUUUCUUUCAUGCUGGUUUCAUAAAUCUCUGUUAGAUAGGCGAGAUUAAGAAAGUUACAUUUCGACCAAAAAAAUCAUGACGGUUAAGUAAUACCCUCUUACCCCUCCAAAAAUUUCAGUGUAACAUGUCCAAAAGAGGUGAAAUAUGUUCAUGACAAAGUUUUGAGAGAUUCACCCUCUCAGUUAUUUCAAGUGCUCUUGUCAUGAAUAUGGAGCACUGGCUCACGGCAUUUAAGUCUUCCAUUUUAUAUAUGUAUUCCAGUUUUAGCCAAAAUUGCUUAUGGAGCGUGUCUAUGUCUAUAUUAUUUUGCUCAGAUUUUGGUUUGAUUCGUGCUGAUCCUCUACACAUUUAACGUAUCCACCAUUAACUCUCCGUGAUCAUUAAAAAUGAUGUCACCACAUUAGCCUUUAGCCACAACAAAUAUUUUUCUUUUUAUGCACUUAUAUCAAGGCCACAUUAUGUUACAUGAACGGUGCAACAACCUUCAUUUUUUUAUGUUGUGCAAACUUUAUAAAGGUCUCUUUAGCUUGGCUCUGACUUUCUAAUCAAUAGUUCAGUCUGAUCUCUUAUUUUCUGAUCAUGUGCCUGCACACAAAAUACUUGCAAACAGUGCAAAGUUACAUUUCCACAAAACUUCUCAAUUAUGCCGUUUACCGUUUUCAAAACUACUACAAGUGUACUUGCAUGAAAGUACAUUUCUUAUUGUAUGCAUAAACCAGAGUUAACCUCCAGAUGAUGCAUUUAGGCACUUUGACCUCUUGUAUAAACCUUUACUUGGUCUCACCUGGUGCUCAUGUUACUAUGGCAACAUUUCACUCAAAGUGACAUCAUCUACUUCAUAUACAGGCUUCAAAAACACAUAAAGGUUAUAAACCAUCAUAAAUUGUCAGUAAAUUACAGCAGGUAAUUUAUGAAAUUGUCUGGUUUUUGUAUUUUUUCUUUACCCAACUGUAGCACUUGUUUUCUAAGCUAUCAUUGUAAAAUAUCACCAAUUUAAAGGAUUAUUGAAGCUAAGCUGCUAGAAAUGUGUCAUUCUGAGUUUAUGUAGAAAAUAUUUUUUGAUCCUGUAAUGUUGUUUUGUAUUCAACCACCAAUAAACAUACUAUACAUACCAAA
Messenger RNA from Paramisgurnus dabryanus, 8792 nucleotides. It is a transcript of the gene slc16a2, whose product is annotated as solute carrier family 16 member 2. Gene Ontology annotation, molecular function: thyroid hormone transmembrane transporter activity. Gene Ontology annotation, biological process: transmembrane transport. NCBI's taxonomy places the organism in Eukaryota, Metazoa, Chordata, Actinopteri, Cypriniformes, Cobitidae. The record is from RefSeq and is a predicted model, not a curated record.